Messenger RNA from Eupeodes corollae, 9396 nucleotides. RefSeq lists its product as uncharacterized. Gene Ontology annotation, molecular function: protein dimerization activity; nuclear receptor binding. Gene Ontology annotation, cellular component: nucleus. Lineage: Eukaryota; Metazoa; Arthropoda; Insecta; Diptera; Syrphidae. Gene Ontology annotation, biological process: positive regulation of transcription by RNA polymerase II; cellular response to hormone stimulus. The record is from RefSeq and is a predicted model, not a curated record. The transcript is spliced from 16 exons. The coding region runs from base 2282 to 8014 and encodes 1910 amino acids.
CUCACGAAUAUUGUCGAAAAAUGCGCACCUAUCGUCUUAAGUUCAAAUGCCUGACUCACUGUACAUUGAAUUUUGCAAAAUAUAAGUUAUAAAAUAAUAAAAAGAAAAAAAAAUAACACCACACACCAACCAACUCCCUUUUAAACUUGAAAAAUCUAUCUUCUCGGACUCAUUUCGAUCCUAUUCCCCCCGAAAAAAAAAACAAAAAAUAUAUCUAUCUUAUUCACUUCACCUUAUUCUAAUUUUCAAAACGCAUGUCCGCCCAUCUCAUUAAAUUACUUUUUACGGUCAAAACAAAUUUGCAGAUACUUCAUUAUUUUCUUGCAACAAAAAUAUCUCUCAGUCACAUAUUAAUAUGGAAGAUAGAAUAAAUAAAAUAUCUAAAUAUGAAGUAAACCUAGGAUCUCACAGAUACUUUUUUUUUAAUUCCAACACAAACAUAAAUACUCUCUCUCUCUUGUUUAGUUCACUACAGUGACAACUCACUACUCACGGUUCUCUCCCACUGACUCACUUGUACAGAAAAUUGUAGAAAAAUUGAGACUGAGAGUAAAACUACGCAACUUGUUCGUCUUCUUUUUUACACAAAAUUUCACUGUGUGGAUGUAAAAAUAAAAUUUUGAACUUUUUUAGUUCGAGUUUGUAUUUCGUUACGUUCGGAUGGGAGGUACAUUGCGUGUCGCGGAAUCGCGACUUUGAUACAUAUAUAAUAUACAAUUUGUUCAAAAAAUAUAUACAAAAAAUUAUUAAAACAAAAAAGUGGAACAAAUUUUAAUUUUUUUUGUUGAUUAAAACUGGAUUUAUUUUAAACUCUGUGCUUCAAAUUUAUAUUAUCAACAUUUCCUUCAAUCACUUAAAGAAUAAAAAAGAAAAACACACACGAAAAAAAAAAAAAAAAAACCUUCAUCGCCAAAUACGUCAUCCAUCAUCGUGUGUCGUCUUCGUCUUUGCCUUUGCAUUCGCAGUCGUUGUUUCCGUCGUCGUUCUCGUCGUCGUUGUCGCCGUCGUAUAUUCGUCGGUUCGACGAUAAAUUUCUUGUAAACUUGCAAAGUUUUUUUAAAAAAAAGGAUAACAACACACAAAAAAAUAUCUCUUGGAUUAAAGUCAAUAAAAUACCUUUGGAUUGUGGAUUUUCGCUAAGUUUUCGCUAUAAUUUUCGCUGAGUUUCGCUAAGUUAAAAAAAAUCGAAAAUUUAACAACAUACUAUCAAGUGACUUAAAAAAUUGGUUUCAAAAUUGCUCUUACGAUACGACAGAAAAAUAAGAGCAUAACGGUGGUCAAAAAAUACAGAAAACAACAACAACAAAAGUGAGCGAAUUAAUUUCCAAUUGGAAAAUUCAAGUGUUAAAUCAAAAAUUUGCAAAAAAUAAAAACAACAUAAAAAACAUACAAAAUUAAAAAUAAAAUCUAUUGUUAAAACUAAGUGUUAAAUAAAAGAAAUUAUAUAUAAAAUAUUUUAAAAAUAAAUAAUUCUGCUAUAUACAAAUUAUUACUUUCCAUAUAAAAGUGAAGUUUCAAAAAAAAAGUGUUUAAAAAAGAAAUCACAAAAUCAAAAUAACCAACAUACAUCUAUUAAAAAUUAAUAAGAAGAAGAAAAAAGAAAAAUGAUAAUAGUGUCUGAAACAGUGCCGUUGUUUAUUCUCAAAACCCCAAAUCCUUUAAUUAUAGAUUUUAAAAAAAAUAAAUAAAAAUUAUAUUAAUCACAUAAAUUGUUAAAAUAAACAAAAAAAAAAAAUAUUUGAAAAUAUAUAAAAGAAUUUAGUGCAAAAAAUAAAAAAGUAUUAUAUUAAUAAUAACCUUUUUUAAAAAAAUAUCAAAUAAAACACAAAAAAUACAAUUGUGAAUUUUAAAUAAUAAAUUAAACAAAAUUAAAAAAAAAAUACCUACAACAACGACAAGUGUAUAAAAAUAAAAUUAAUCUUAAAUUAAUUUUUCUAAUCUUACAAAUAAAAAUAAAUAAAUAAAUAAAACAUCGCUUAACAAGAGACACACGACAAACAAAACAAACCAAAAAAAUAACAAACAAAAAUAAAUUAAAAGUAAAAGUAAGGCAGAUUUUCAAGGCGGACUAAACAAAAAGAUCACAAAUUGUAUUGUUUGUGCAGACUUUUUGUUUAUAUAUAUAUUUUUUUUAUUGUCAUAGGGUUUAUAGAAGUGCCUCAAAAUUUGGGAUUGCUUUCCUGAGUUGGUGGCUGGCGUUACAGCGACCACGGAGCGGCCGUCUGCUCCACAAGCGCCUCCACAGGGCCCAUCAUCGCUGCAGCUAACAGAUGAGCCCCACAUGUCAAUUGUUGCAGCCGAAAAUGCAGGGCUUGGCCCAUGUGACCUACAAGAUCCUUGGGUACCAUCACAUACAACACAAACAACAGGUGUUUGCUCACUGCCAUUAUCAUCGCCGGCAGCUGCAACAGCAGCCAUUGCUGUAUCAACAGGUGUAACUGCUGCUGUCUCAUCACUAGGCGGUCCAAAUUAUCAUACACCAAACGUAACAUUACCAACAACAAAUAAUAUUAAUAAUAAUAAUAAUACAACAACAAGUAACAAUUUAAUAUUAAAUAAUAACAACAAUAACAAUAAUUCAAAUAACAAUAAUAAUAAAAAUUUAAAUCUAAACAAUAAUCCAUUAUUAUUGCAACAAAAAGCUGCCACAGCCGCACUGGCUGCUGCUAAUUAUCAUCAACAUUCACCACAAACGAAAAUUAUGAAUGCUGUUGCAUCACCGAUCUCAGCUAAUACAGCGACAUCAAAUCGCAAAAUUCGAAGAAAGACCGAUUCGAAGCCCCAAUCGCAAAUAAACAAAUGCAACAAUGAAAAACGCCGACGGGAAAUGGAAAAUAAUUACAUUGAACAAUUGGGGGAGUUCUUACAGCUUAAUAAACGUAGUGACAUGACCUCAACAAAACCCGAUAAGGCAGCAAUUUUAAAUCAAGUUGUUAAAACGUAUCGCGAUAUUUGCGAUAAGGGUCAAUCUCGCGACAUUUCCUCGUCGUCGUCAUCAUCAUUAGCAAAUAAUACAACAUCAUCGUCUGGAGCGAAUCCUGGGGCAUCUCCCUCACUAAUAACAUCAACAGGCGCCAACGCAUCUUCGACAUCAAGUUCGAAUCGUUGUGCCCGGUGUGCAACCGAUAAUUGCACCAUACAUCCGGUUCAACAGGGUGACAUCUCAUCGACCGAACCUCCACUGCCCGAACCAUCGUUGAAUGGUCAAGUUCCCGAAAUAUCAGCAUAUUUCGAAGCUAUCGAAUUCUACAUUUCCUCAGUUGGUUGGGUAUUGUUGCAAAUAAACUCAGACGGUUGCAUCGAAACUUGCACCCAAAACGUACGCGAUCUCUUUGGUUAUGAGAAGUCAGAGCUGCAUAAGCAGCCAAUAUACUCGUACCUGCAUAGCGCUGAUCAUGCCAAAUUGAAUCCAAUCCUAAAUACUAUGUCAUACCAAAAUAGCGGCGGUAAUAAUAACAGCAACAGCAGUAGCAAUUCCCUGGCUUUGGGCUGGGGUGAUCAAGAUGAUACUCAACAACAGCAGCAGCAACAGAUGCAGCUAAAGGGCAAGCGCAGCAUUUCGACAAAGGUUCGAAUGUUAGUCAAAGAUAGGGCCAAUGAUGCUAUGGACCAAAAAAGUCUCACGCGGGGUGAUAAAUAUGAAGAAGUUGUAUUGAUUGCUGCGCCAGUUAAAGAUGAUGGUGAUGAUUCGUCGUCACUCCUUUGUCUAAUCACACGCCCCGAGGAUGAAUCACCACUCGAAAUGAACAUUCAACAACACGUUGUGCAGCGUUCUCUGGAACAGCUGACCUUUAAGCUCGAUUUGCAUGGUAAAAUUCUGCAGACCGAUACAUCGGCGUUGCGGACAGCCUUUGCCGAUUACAUAUCCAAAUCCCGAGGGAGUCUAAUUCAGGAUUUGUGUCACAUCAACGACCUUAGUAACCUUAAGUGUCACAUGAAAGACGUACAAGAUUCUGGCGGCAAUGCAAAUCUGAAUAGCUAUACAUCGAGGCCGUUUCGACUGCGUUUGGGAUCUCCCGACGUGUAUAUGCACGUCAAGGCUAACUCAAGACUCUUCCCGAACAGCACUCCCGGCGAAACUGACUACAUCAUGUCGUGGCAGACUCUGCUCGGCCAGGGAGAUGACAACAAUGUCAAUCCCAACGCGCCGCAGCCGGCUGGCAAUUCAAUGGUAUCGUCGAUAGCUUCAUCGAUGUGUCCCUCAUCGAUUGACUCAUCGUCGUCAUCAUCACAGAGUUUGAUGCCCAGCACGAGUCAUCACCACACCACAACGACUAACGUCGGCGGACCAUUGAUGACUUCGGUGAUAAACGGUGGCGGUCAGGUGCAAGCCUCGCCGCGAACUGGCCUUGUAACGGCUUUCACUAAUUCGCCCUCUGGCCCGGAUAACACAACAAACAAUUUCUAUAUGCCAGAAACUUUCGAUUUUGAUUUUCCACAUUCCUCCUUCGAAAUAGAAUCCGUAGCUUGGGGCGACUCUAGACCGAAUUCACGAACGAGCGUUGCCACACCAGUGACUACUCCUCGCCCGCCCUCGGGACAGGCGUUUAGUCCUGCCGCGCAUGGCGUGUGUCAGUCUCCAUCUACUCCGUAUCAAUUGUCGUCGCAGCACAGUGUUGCAAGUCAACCGAGUCCCCAGCAGAACAACAAUAACAACAACAAUAGCAACAGCAUAAACAACAACAACAACGGAGCGUAUCAUGGUUUCGUGUUUCCCAAUUUCGACGACAAGGAUUCUUCGAUGGGAAAGGAGCAACAUCACAAUCUGUUGCACAACAAUGGAGGAUCCAACAACGGAAACAACAGUGUAGGAGCUGGCGGGAAUCCGAGUGGAUCAAGUGGCAGUGGCAACAGUACGGACUCGGAGCGAUUGCGUCACUUGCUAACAUUGAAACCAAAUCAACCAACAGGUGGACAGUCUGGAGGAAUGCUUGGAUCCGGAAUGGGAGGUGGCGAUGAGCCCGAGAAUGACAAUCACAUACUCAAAGGCUUAUUGAACUCUGAGGAAGACAAAGACAGUAUUGUAGCUCCUGGAGUACCUUUCAAGAUGAAUGCGUCUGGUUUGGCUAAUCGAAUGUACGGCAAUACAAUUCCAAAGCAAACAAAUACCAAUAAUCGCAUGCUGCUUUCGCUCUUGAAUGAAAAAAGCGAAGAUGACGAUUCGCAAUCUAAAGUACGACCGGGUAGUGAACUUAUGCGUCAGCUGCAAAAAGACGACGGACCCAAAGACCAUCAUCACCACCUCAAUCACCAAAAUCCGAACAACAUGAGUUCAGAGGAUCUCAAACGGUUUCUUAAAAUCCAAUUGGAAGAACCUGGCAAGCGAAAACGUCCCUCAAACGAACCCGACGAUGGCAAGGCCGCUAAGCGCUCCGAUGACAAGCCUUCAAAAUUACGUGAGAGCAAUCGAAUGUUGGCCUCGUUGCUGGAGAAAUCCACAAAGAUGCCAGUGCUUUCGUCAUCGCCUGGCGUGAAGAUCAUUCCGGACAUCACGCCUUCAGUGAAUCGGGUCAGCAGUUCGUCCGGAUUGGGUGGUCUGCAGCUGAAGGUACCUCCAACCAAUACAGCCAAUGUAGUCACUCAACAACAGUCAGCAGCCGCGGCGGCAGCAGCUGCUGCUGCGGCCGCAGCGGCUGCAGCAAACAACUCGCAUGCGAACCCCACCACUGGCCGUGGACGCAAGCAGCCUUCCGAUGCCUACCUCACACAACAACAACAACAACAAGCUGCCCAACAGCAACAACAACAACAGCAACAACUGCAGCUCCAAGAUCAAGCCAAAAACUCCUCGCUCCAGUCACCAUCCGCGACCUCAUCAAUACAACGACCUCAAUCAUCGAGUGGGGGUGCCAAUUCCGCCGCCACCGCUGCCUACCAAUUGGACCACCGUGCCUCCCCAUUCGGUUCAGCUACCUCAUCUACGUCGUCUGUGUCGGCCUCAGCGGCAGCAGUAGCCGCUGCCUCGGCCAGCUCAGUGUCCCUGGCGUCUUUUAGUGGCAGCAUCUCAUCUGUGACAUCUGCCCCCACCUCAGCGGCCAUGGUGGGUGCAGGCGUUAGCGGUGGAGGUGUCACCAUCUCCACCAAUAGUCAAAUGCAUGCAAUGCAACAACACCAGCAGCAGCAACAGCACCACCAGAAUUCCGAAUUCGAUCCUGAAUUAGCAAAUAUCCUCAACUAUGUCAUCGACUGUGUGCCCGAUUGUAAUAUUCCAGAACAGCAAUUCGGCAAUACAAACCACGUGCUGUCGCAGCAAGAACUAAACGAAAAAAUCGCCAUCAAUGAAAUUCAAAAGUCAUUGAUGCAAGUGGAAGCUUCAGCAUUCAAUAGUCGACCGCCACCGCCCUACUCCCAGCAGUUGAGUGUUGGUGGUGGAAUGACUCAACAGCAGCAACAGCAACUCCAGAAUAUGCAGGCAAAUCAGGGUUUCCAACAUCCUCCGCCUAUGUAUCAGCCGCCAAGAAAUAUUCGUUUUCAGCUCUCGAAUGGAAAUAUUACCUCAAUUCCGGUGUCGCGAUUGAAUCGCGAUCGAAUGAUGCAAGCCGCCCAAAAAGAACGCCUCUUGCAGCAGCAACAAAAGCAACAUCUUCUCGUUCCAGAGAGUGCAACUGCGCGUGGAGAUCAGUUGUGUUUAAAUCCAGGCUUGAAUAACAUCGGUUCACUGUUGAAUAAUACUGUAGCGCCAAAUGUCUCACUAUCUCGCAACAACAUGCCACCCGACUCCCAACUAAGUCCGAGCUAUGCCCAAAGCAUGAUUCAGCAGCAAUUGAGUCCUGGACAGAGAGGUGCACCCUUUAGUCCACAAUCGAAUGCAGGCUUCCAGCAACAAUUCACCAACAAUGGCCAGCGUUUGUCGCCGCAGCAACAACAACAACUCUCUCAAAUCCAACAGCAGCAGCAGCAACAACAACAACAACAGCAGCAACAACAGCAACAAAUGGCCUUUCAAAAUGUCGUUGGAAAUAAUACAGCUGCCCAGCUAUCACCACGCCUGCCACCAUUCAACGUGAAUGCUCAAUCAGUUGCCACAGGUGCUGGUGGAGUAUCCCCACAACAAUGGAAUACAGCAUCUGGUGGUGUUGGUGUUGGCGUUGGUGGUAAUGGAUCCAACAAUAAUGGAGGAGGUGGUGGAAAUAACAAUUCAAGGAUCUCCCUGCAGCAGCACAAUCCCAUGCUGAGUGCUCAGUUGCAGGUGGGACAUAAGGGUGUCAGUCCAUACAGACAAUUUCAAACACAAAGACGUUCAUUAAAUUCACCUGGUGGCGCUGGUAAUAUGCAACGACAAAAUUCAUUUCCACAACAAAGUGCUGACGGAUUUCCUGGACCUACCUCACCAAGUCCCCAAUCACCAUAUGGACCGCCUGGGAAUGUGUUUAGCGCACAGCAAUUGCAGCGAAUGCAACGGCAAACAAGUGUACCUCAAGCCACGCAACAUUUGCCAGGCUCACCCCGUUCUUUUGGUGGAUCGGAUGGUACGGGCGGCGGCGGCGGCUAUGGCAUGAUGUACAAUAGCAUGCAACAUGCUGGACAAGGGCCACCGCCAAAUGAUUUCUAUGGUCGCAAUCAGACCGCUCUUGAUUUCCUUCUUGCAGCUGGUAAUGGUUCAAAUUCAUCGGAGUUUGUGCGACAGGAAUUGCGAGCAGUUGUCAGUGGGAGAGCGCAGCAAUCAGCGGCAGCUGUCAAUAACGGCGGUAUUCCAGGUGGCGGCGGCGGUGGUGGUGUAAAUAAUCCAAGUAAUACUGGAGGUGGUGGUCUAAGAACACCACAGAGCCCCCUCGGUAUGGGCCAAGGACCGAUGGUGGGCGGGAAUAGUACAAAUCAACUUGGUAUGCCACAAAGCCCACAACAACAACAACAGGGAGUUGUGUCAGUUCAGCAACAGCAACAACAACAACAGCAACAACAACAACAGUUGACAGGGAAUUCAUUAAUGAAUACGCCACCAGAUCCAACAUUAAACUUCGGUUUCGACAUACCACAGACACCCGACUUCUUUGGAAGCAGCACAACAAGGUGACCCUAAUAAAGGAAACACACAAUCCUUGCUCCUACACCAGCUGCUAUCUUUAAGCUAACUAAAGUUAGUUCCAUAAUUUAUUAUUAAAAAAAAGAAAACAACAAAAAAAAUACUUUCACAAAAAACCGACAAAAAAAUCUUUAUCGAUUGUAGUUAAAUUUUUAAAUAAUAAACAAAUAUUAAAAAAGAUACAAACAAAAAAAUUAAGGAUACAGUUGACCAAUACGAAAAUUUUUAAAACAAAAAAUUGAAAAAUCGGAAAUAAUGGGAUACAAAAUUUUGAAAAAAUAAAAACUAUUAAAAAAAAUGUUUUUAAGAGAAUUUAAAUAUCUAUCUAUCUAUUAAAUAUAAAUAUUAAAGAUAUUAAACAAAAUAAAUUACAAAACAAAAAUGGUAAUCUGUGGUUUGGUGGCAUUGCGACAUAACAAAAUAAAAUUCAAAAAAAAAUACAAAAAAAGAAAACUAGAUCUAUAUUAUAUAUACAUAUAUAAACUUAUACACUUAAAUUGAAAUAGAAUUUAAAAAGAAAAUGAUAAACCUUAGCUUAUUUAAUUUAAUUAUUUAAAACAAAACAAAAAUAAUAGAAACAAAUUUAUAUAUCUAUAUAUAUAAAAAUAAUAUUAACAUAUUUAAUAAUAAUUAAAACGUAUACCAAGGAUUGGAUAUCUAUGUCCACGUUUUUAUUUUGGGUAUUUAAAUUUAAAAAUAAAACAAGUCUAAUGAAGUUCUUAAGGAAAAUAGAGAAAAGAAAAAAAAAACAAGUAAUAAUGUUUAAGAUCUUUUUUAUAUAAGUUUACUAACAAAAAUUAACAUCUAAAUUAAAUAUGAAUUAAUUAAUAACUCAAAACAAAAAUUAUGAAUAUGUAAAAGUAUAUAAUUUUUCAGUGUGAUAAAAUGGAGUAUAAAAAAAAUUAUGUAACUUUUUAAAUUAAAGUAAAAACAAAUUAAGUAAAUUUUUAUUUUUUACGUAGUAAAAUUCAAAUCAUAUUUUUAACAAUCAUCAGAAAUGUCAUUGAUUAAAAAAAAAACCAAAACAGUUUAUAAAAAAAAACAAUGUGAAAAUUCUCGAAGUAAUUUCAGCAGUUUUUAACAGAGAUGGAAAUUAAGAUUUAAAAACAUGCUUAAAAUAAAAAAUGUUGAUAAAAACUUAAAUAUUUCAUAAUUUAGUUAAUUAUUCAAAUUGAAGUAAAACUUCUUAAAUUAAAUUAAAUGGCACAUCAAACACAAGAUGAUUUCUCCAAGGGAUUAUUUUUAUAAAAACUGAUGGAAUAUUUAUUUCCAGAGAUAUCUGUAAUCUUAGAAGCAUAAGUCUUUGAAAAAAUUUUCUCAGCUUUGCUUUAAUAAAGAUUCGCUAAAAAAAGUUUUCUUGUCUUAAUUUGAAA